This is a messenger RNA of Mesorhabditis belari, 819 nucleotides long. The record is from the annotation of a GenBank genome assembly. NCBI's taxonomy places the organism in Eukaryota, Metazoa, Nematoda, Chromadorea, Rhabditida, Rhabditidae.
AUGACUGAGGAGAAAGUGAUCGAACAAACUGAAGAAGUCGUCCCACCACUUCCCACCACCGCGCCUCCAUCUGAUGAAUCGAUGGUGGAAGCCAAAACCGAGGAAGAGCCAAAGGUAGAAGAGGUGAAAGUUGAAGAACCACCAGCAAGCAUUCACGAUGAACCGAUGAAAUGGCUCACACAACAGAUCCCGCCAGCUGUUCAUAAGGUCAACUACCUCGUUCUUCAAUGGCUUCAAUCGAUUGUUGAGGAAGAUCCUGAGAAGCGACAACCGAUCCCUGGAAAGAACGAGGCAACCACGAAGAAUCAAUUCAUCAACUUUUUAAAGGAUGGACAACUCUUGGCUUCAUUCGCUAACAAACUUUCCCCUGGUGCCAUUGAGACGAUUCAUGAGGGAGAGGCGCUUAAAUCAAAGGAGAAUCAAAAAGCAAACGCGCAAGGAUUCAUCGAUUGGGCAAAGACGAUUCUUCCAGAAGAUCAGGUGAUGAGUACGGAGGAUUUGCAAGAGAAGGGAAAACAAGGAUAUUCAGCUAUCAUGAAUACGAUCUGGAAAAUUGCCACAAAUGCUAAGGAGAAAUUCGAGAAGGAGAACAUCAACACUGAGCAAGUACUUGAAUCAGCUGGACUUGCUGUGAAGACAUCGAUCAUUCAAACAAUUCUCAACUUUUUCAAGCGAGCUCGUCCACAAACUACUCAGUCUGCAAAGCAAGCUGCCAUGGAGCAAGAGGAAAAAGAACGAGCUGAGAAGAGCAAGGAGAUCGAAGAAGAGAAUAAAAUCGCUGAGACAACCACCUCAACUCCAGCAGUUGUUCCAGCCAAC